CACAGAAAACGGUUAGAUUCAUUUCAUUUUAUAAAUAUUUUCUGAUUAGAACAUUCUAUGGCGGGAAAGGUAAACUGCAUUUUCAGAUAUAAUGUAACACCACAUGAUAAGUAAUACAGAAUAUAAUAACAGUUAAAAAGAAAGGAAAAACAUCUGCUACAUCGUGUUAAACUGAAAACACAAAUUUCGACGUUGUACAAAACGGCAACAGGUAUAUACAGAACGAACAGCAAUACGUUAUCUACAAUGAAGAUUAUUAUAUGCAUAUUCUUUCUAAUUUGUGGCGCUGCAGGGUCCAGAAUCUGUUUCAUACAAGCCGAUGACCAAUGCAAAUAUGCUCAGAAACAUUAUCCUGUUCAGGAACCAGACAUUCAUCUCUGCAAGUAUAUACGACUAUGGCUGUAUGAAACCUGUUAUAUGAAUAGCAAUAAUUUUUGUAGAAACGUCAUGCUCCAAAACCGUAGAGAAGAAAACUGUCUUCGCGCUGCGGGUUCCAAAGUCUGUUUCAUAGUAGCCAAGGACCAAUGCAAAUUUGCUCUGAAAAGUUAUCCUGUUCAGAAGCCAGAUAUUCAUCGCUGCAAACGACUAUGGAUGUAUGAACUAUGUUUUAUUGAUACAGAUUAUUUUUGCAGACACGUUAUGCUCCUAUACCGUAAAGAAGAAAAUUGUCUUCGUGCUGUAGAAUCCGAAAUCUGUCUCAAGGUAGCCGAGAAACAUUGUCAAUACGCUCUGCAUAUUUAUCCUGUAAAGUAUCCAGAUAUGAAUUACUGCAGGCGUCUAUGGAUGUAUGAAACUUGUUUUAUUAAUGUAGAUAAUCGUUGUAGAAAGGCUAUGCGCGAUAUUCGUAAGGACAAAUGCCCUGGAGAUAUGCCCGCUGAUAACUCAGUGCCAUGCAUUGUAACAUUAAACAGUAUAUUAUUGGCUGUUCUCCAAUGGGCCAUAUUUUAGUGGAAUUCGAACAUAUGCACCGUGUGAAGCUAAUAAAUAUAAUAAAUUUGUAACAAACAAUUUUGGUAGUUUUGCAUUAUGUUAAAUCUUAUCUUCUGUAUAAAAAUAACUUCUAAAAUUAUAUUUUAAUAAACAUGUCAAGAAAUAUA
Molecule: messenger RNA, 1097 nt
Organism: Octopus bimaculoides (California two-spot octopus)
Lineage: Eukaryota; Metazoa; Mollusca; Cephalopoda; Octopoda; Octopodidae
Source: RefSeq, a predicted model, not a curated record